AUGGCCCAACCGCACAUCCCAGAUUUCGUCCACUUGAGUGACACCAUCUCCCUGUACAAACCCCCGCAGUCCAACGGCCACGCCGCUCCUUCCCCUCUCCACCCGGACGAACCAUCCCUCGUCGUCAUCUGCUCCUGGAUGUCGGCCAACCCCAAACACAUUGCCAAAUACACCGACGGCUACCGACGCCUCUACCCUCAAGCCGAGAUCCUGCUGGUUGAAGCCAGCCUCCCCUCAAUCUUCGUUGGUUCCGAUGUGAAGCCCGCCGUCGACUUCAUCGCAUCCCACAUCCAGGAUAAUCCGACGGAAUCGCACACCCAUCGGCCUGUUGUUCUGCACAUGUUCUCCAACGGCGGCGGGAACAAUGCUGCAGACUUAGCGUCUCGACUGUCCGAACGGCAUGGAAGUCUGGUCUUCUCCGCCACCAUCCUCGACAGCUGUCCCGGUCGAGGAGGGGUCUCGAGUGGCGCGGAGGCAAUGUCGUUUUCGCUGCCGAAGAACCCUGUCAUCCGCUUCAUCGGAUGGUAUGCCUUGUACGCUUUCACAGCGUGCUACGUUGGGACCGUGAUUGCGCUGGGUCUGGAAGACGCCAUCUCCCGGAUUCGACGGAUGCUGUUGGAUACGACGAUACUUCAUCCAAGUAUUCCGAGAUUGUAUCUAUACUCCAAGGGCGAUGCACUAGUCAACCCUGAGCAUGUUCAUGAGCAUUUCGAGGAGGCUAAGCGGACGGGCUAUGCGAAUGUUCGGGAGGAAGUGUUCACGACCGCUCCUCACUGUGCGAUGUUGAACGAGGACGCUGAGCGGUACUGGAACGCUGUCAGGGCUUGCUGCAGUGGUAAAGGGAAGGCUGCGAAUGGGAAGCUGGAACCAUAG
Molecule: messenger RNA, 873 nt
Organism: Saxophila tyrrhenica
Lineage: Eukaryota; Fungi; Ascomycota; Dothideomycetes; Mycosphaerellales; Extremaceae
Exons: 1
Coding region: 1-873 (290 amino acids)
Source: RefSeq, a predicted model, not a curated record